UAGUUUUCUUUAUUUUCAAUGUACUAGUACAAGUGAGAGGUCUUUGGAAAGACAGAAACACCGCAGCCACCACCGGUCACGGCAGAACCCUAAUACGAUCACGCCGGCUCCAUUCCAAAGAGAACCUCCAUACAACAUGUCGUCUCUGAGAAACGCCGUUCCCAGACCUGCUCACAAAGAGCGCCCCCAACCGUCUUCGAGGAGAAGAUUCGGAGUGCUCGAAAAGCACAAAGACUAUGUCGAACGUGCAAAAGCCUUUCACACGAAGGAGGACACUCUACGGAAACUUAGGGAAAAAGCUGCAAACAGGAACGAGGAUGAGUUUUACUUUAAGAUGAUUAAAUCAAAAACUGUUAAUGGAGUUCAUAGACCAGUGAAUGAGGAUAACAAGUACACUCAAGAAGAGCUUAUAUUGAUGAAAACACAGGAUAUGGGAUAUGUUCUUCAAGUGCUUCAAAGUGAGAAAAAGAAAGUCGAAUCGCUAUCUGCCAUGCUGCACUCUACUGGUAAUAAGCCGGUGAAUAGCCAUGUUUAUUUUGCUGAGGACAGGGAAGAGGCUAAAGAGUUAAAAUUAAAACACUCAAAAAGAGAAGUUCCAUCCACUUCUGGUGAUGUUCCUGUUAAUAUCAAAAGGAAAACAGAACGAUCAUACAAAGAGUUGGAAGCAAGGAAAGCUAGAGUCAGCCAACUGGAGAAAGUUUACAUGGAUAUGGCACUGACAAAGGAGUUGCAGAAAAAUGGUAGGAAGCGCAAACUACGUCCAGAUGAAAUUGUCAAUCCAACCAAUAGACCGGUUUACAAGUGGCGUGCUGAAAGAAAGCGAUGAAAGAGUUGAUAAAAUGUUGAGCUGAUUAUUUUUGCCUUAUAUCAUGUUGUAUAAUGAUUAAUUACUUCCAUCUUGGGGCUGGAUUUUGAGAAUUAAGACAUUUUUAAUUUA
Messenger RNA from Vicia villosa (hairy vetch), 937 nucleotides. RefSeq names its product probable U3 small nucleolar RNA-associated protein 11. Gene Ontology annotation, biological process: rRNA processing. The transcript is spliced from 8 exons. NCBI's taxonomy places the organism in Eukaryota, Viridiplantae, Streptophyta, Magnoliopsida, Fabales, Fabaceae. The record is from RefSeq and is a predicted model, not a curated record. Gene Ontology annotation, cellular component: small-subunit processome; nucleolus. Bases 137 to 826 code for a protein of 229 amino acids.